Messenger RNA from Chinchilla lanigera (long-tailed chinchilla), 930 nucleotides. Its product is annotated as olfactory receptor 2AP1-like. Gene Ontology annotation, biological process: G protein-coupled receptor signaling pathway. The record is from RefSeq and is a predicted model, not a curated record. NCBI's taxonomy places the organism in Eukaryota, Metazoa, Chordata, Mammalia, Rodentia, Chinchillidae. Gene Ontology annotation, cellular component: membrane. Gene Ontology annotation, molecular function: G protein-coupled receptor activity; olfactory receptor activity.
AUGAAAAAUAAAACCAUGCUGACUGAGUUCAUUCUUCUGGGUUUAACAGAUGUUCCUGAAUUUCAGGCAGCAAUUUUUACCUUUUUUUUCCUCACCUACACACUCAGCAUCACUGGAAAUACAACCAUCCUCAUCCUCACUGUGCUGGACCCCCACCUUCAAACUCCCAUGUAUUUCUUUCUGCGGAACUUUUCCUUCUUGGAAAUUUCCUUCACAAAUGUUUUUAUUCCCAGGCUUCUAGCCAGCAUCACAACGGGGGAUAAGAGUAUCAGCUUUGCUGGCUGCUUCACUCAGUAUUUCUUUGCCAUAUUCCUAGGAGCAACAGAGUUUUAUCUCCUGGCUGCCAUGUCCUAUGAUCGCUACAUGGCCAUCUGCAAACCUCUGCAUUACAUGACCAUCAUGAGCAGCAGAGUCUGCAUCCCGCUGGUUCUUGGCUCUUGGCUGGGGGGGCUAGUGGCUAUUACACCACCAAUCACUCUGAUGAGCCAGCAGGACUUUUGUGCAUCCAACAGGUUGGAUCAUUACUUCUGUGACUUUGAGCCUCUUGAAGAACUCUCCUGUUCGGACACAAGCCUCGUCCAGAAAGUUGUCCUUCUUAUGGCAUCUGUGACCCUAAUACUCACUUUCAUGCUGGUGAUUUUCUCCUAUACUUUCAUCAUCAGAACUAUUCUGAAGCUUCCCUCAGCCCACCAAAGAACAAAAGCCUUUUCCACCUGUUCUUCCCACUUGAUUGUCAUCUCUCUCUCCUUUGGAAGCUGCUUCUUUCUUUACAUUAAGCCUUCAGCAAAGAAAGGGGAUGCAUUAGACAAGGGAGUAGCUCUGCUCAUCACUACAGUUGCUCCUUUAUUGAAUCCCUUCAUUUACACUCUAAGAAACCAACAGGUAAAGCAAGCCUUCAAGGACACAGUCAAAAAGCUUGUGAAUGUUUAA